CGCCUCUGAAAAAAAAAAAAAAGAAAGAAAAGAAAAGAAAAUUUCGAUUUGCUGCGAAUCAGUUUUGUCGAUCCAAAUUUUUUUUUUCGUUUUCCUUCUCUUUGACGGAAUUGUCGAAUGAACAUUUUGAAUUUACAGUAUCCUUGGAAACCGUAUCGAUCCUACGUUGCAGUGUUAUGACUCUAAAUAGUCUUUCGCAUAUGCCCUCAAUUACUACCCAUCACAACACCUCGUUUUCUUCGGUGAAUGGCUGUCAGACGCCCGUAGAUCGAUCCCCCAUGACCCCUCGACCACGAUCUCGAUCCAACAGUAUCUUACGUGCCAUGUCCCACGCUACAGCGUUACCUUCACCCGCUUCUCUUAGUACACCCAACUCGCCGACGGCUGGUCCGAGGCGAGCUGCCACUUAUUCCUCUGAAAACUUUCUUUCCCGCAUUCCUUCCUUCGUUCAUGCUUUUGACAAUACCUCUUCUUCAAGUUCUACUGUCGAAACUCCCUGGAUCAAUUCCACUGACGAUGUCGAAUUACAAAAACCCAUUGGCUACGGAUCUUCGGCUGUUGUGUAUGCCGCCAUAUAUAAACCCUCCAAUGCACAGGUGGCGGUCAAGCUCAUUGAUCUUGAUAUGUUUGAGCGAAAUCAAAUCGAUGAACUUCGACGUGAAACGGCUUUGAUGGCACUGUCGAGGCAUCCCAACGUGUUGCGUGUUUACGGUUCAUUUCUUCACGGUUCCAAAUUGCAUAUUGUCACACCGUACCUUUCUGGAGGUUCAUGCCUGGAUAUCAUGAAAACCGGGUUUCCAGACGGGUUUGACGAAAUCAGCAUUGCUACUAUUUUAAAACAAGCACUGGAAGGAUUAAUAUACUUGCAUAAGAAUGGUCACAUUCAUCGAGACAUCAAGGCUGGCAACUUGCUCAUGGAUGAUCAAGGCACCGUAUUACUCGCUGACUUUGGUGUCUCCAGUUCAUUGACCGAAAACAACGAAUUGCGUAAAACUUUUGUGGGAACGCCUUGCUGGAUGGCUCCUGAAGUCAUGGAACAAGCGGGUUAUGAUUACAAAGCCGACAUUUGGAGUUUUGGUAUCACGGCUUUGGAAUUAGCGACAGGCCAUGCUCCUUUUGCGAAAUAUCCACCCAUGAAGGUGUUGAUGAUGACGCUAUCCAAAGAUCCGCCUACCCUCGAUCGAGAACACACCAAACAUCGCUACUCCAAAACAUUCAAAGAUAUGAUCGAUUCAUGUCUGCAGAAAGAUCCCAAGAACAGACCGACCGCCGAAAAGCUGGUGCAACAUCCCUUCUUUAAACAAGCCAAGAAAAAAGACUGUCUCGUCAAGUCUGUUCUUAGUCAAGUGCCUCCCCUCGAUCAACGACCAAGAAAAAAGGUGCCGCAACGUCAUAUUUCGUUUGAGAGCAAUGAGAAUUGGGACUUUGAUAUCGGAUCGGAUCACUCUGAUCAAGAGCCGGACGCCAGUAAACCCACUUCAUCUACCUGUGUUCGCUUAGCUUCUCCGCCGCCAAUCAAGAGGCAUAUCUCUUUUGGCGAUAUCGUCAUAAAGAACCCUGUUCGCCCUUCGCCCAAAGACACACCUCGUCCUUCACCUCGUCCUUCACCCCAAGUAUCACCACGGGCUUCGCCUGCUCCUUCUCCUACCAACGAAGGCCCUCCUUCCCUUGGAUCUUCUUCACCUUCCUCAUCGCCUACCCGAGAAUUACCAGAACGCGCACUGGACAACGAAUCUGGUUUGGCCCGUUCGCCUCCCCUCCAUCCGGUCAUGCCCACCCCUUCCAUCAUGAGAAGAUCCCGAUUUGUUAUUGAAGAAAACGUCGCACCGGAUCACCACGGGACGGUGCAAUCCAUCGAUUCCAACAUGUCGUCCUACUUUCCAUCGUCCAAUGCAACUCAUACCACGGAUCCGGUCACGGAAGCUUCCCAAGAAACAGAAGUCAAGAAAGGUCGAUUCAGUGUCAAUCACCCGGUGACACGCUGUGCCGAUGAAGGCCACGCGGCGACGCUUGAACACCGUAGUAUUUCUCUUUCUCGAGUGAACAGCAACGAAUCGUCGUGUGAUCGUCGUUCCAGGUUUGCCAUUCAACGCCUAGUCAGUCCACCGUCGUCGGCGGAGCAUACGGUCAAGUCGGAAACCGCGCCUUGCAAAGUGAGUCGUUUCUCGGUUGAGAAAGACGAAGGGAAUAAAGAACCGGCUCCUGCUCCUUUGGAAACUCCUGUCGUUUUGCCGGAGUGUUGGAAAAAGGGAAGAUUCGAACUCACAGGAGGGUCCACCGUUCUUACGGAUGUGAAGCAUGAUUUCAAAGAAGGUAAAGGCUAUCAUCAUGAUUCACCGCAGUCAUCCACCACCAAUACGUCACCUACCUCUUCCAUCGAGCGUGGAUCAGGCUAUCGACUUCAAGAUCAUAUGGUGCCCUCGCUUGUUGUUUCACACAUGGAAACUCUUUUACGACAGACCGAACUCCACAAAGCAUUGCUGACCGAAGUGCUCACCAAUAUGGCCACCACGUGCGGUCAUCCACCGCCAGCGACGGCUCUCCAUCGUGGACGCUGUGCUUCCAACGAGACUCGCGGCUCGCCUGAUAUGUGGGGACUCGAUGAUUUGCAACAACAACGAUCAAGGUCGCGAUCGCUGCCUUCCGAGAUUUCAGCUACCGUGAUCCGGUUACAGCAUUUACUUUCGCUCUCAGAGCAAGAAAAAGAUCGACUGGUUCGAGAAAACGAAACGCUGAAACGCGAAGUGGAAGUCCUUAGACAGAAACAGGGUCUUCACUCCAAUAAGGAACGGAUGACGGAAGGAACGCAGACCCAGGACACCGUUUCAUCAGCUUCAUUACCGGUUCAUGAGGUGGCGCUGGACGCAACUCACGAAUCGACCGAUACAAAACCACAACAGUAACCGAACAUGCAAACGGAAAAAAUGCCGAGAAGGAAUCAAUCCCUCCCACCCUUGUUAAUAAAUAUGGUCACAUCUACUUUACAUGCCUAGUCGAUUUUUCAAAACCUGUAUAAAUAAGCAAUGGAAAUUGGGCACAUUCUUGAAACC
Molecule: messenger RNA, 3050 nt
Organism: Radiomyces spectabilis
Lineage: Eukaryota; Fungi; Mucoromycota; Mucoromycetes; Mucorales; Radiomycetaceae
Product: kinase-like domain-containing protein
Exons: 9
Coding region: 177-2903 (908 amino acids)
Biological process (GO): protein phosphorylation
Molecular function (GO): ATP binding; protein kinase activity; protein serine/threonine kinase activator activity
Source: RefSeq, a predicted model, not a curated record